AUGUCACGACUUCAACACCUUUUUGCAGCAUAUUCAAAAUUUGGCGAUACGAGAUCUAAUGGAGAAACUAUAACAUUAACUCAAUCUGAUAAAUGGAUGAAACAAGCAAAAGUUAUUGGUAAAGAGAUAACAACAACAGACACUGGCAUUUGUUUUGGAAAAUUCAAAUCUCGAACUCUGACCUUCGAAAAUUACUUGAAGUUCAUAGAUGAUCUAGCACUGUCUAAAAAUGUUGAUUCCAAAGAAAUAAAAGCAAAAUUAAAACAUAGCGGUAUGCCUGGACUUGCAGCAGGUGCCACUAUCGUUGAAGUGACGAGUGCGUUGCAAAGACUAACAGACCCAUCAACUUACACUGGAACACAUGCCCAACGUUUCGAUAGAAGUGGCAAAGGUAAGGGCAAAGCAGGCCGCGAAGAUUCAACUAGCAACGACGGAUAUGUUCAGGGCUAUAAACAUAAAAAUACUUAUGAUAAAACUCACAAUAAAUAA
This is a messenger RNA of Ctenocephalides felis (cat flea), 489 nucleotides long. Its product is annotated as TPPP family protein CG45057-like. Gene Ontology annotation, cellular component: microtubule. Bases 1 to 489 code for a protein of 162 amino acids. Lineage: Eukaryota; Metazoa; Arthropoda; Insecta; Siphonaptera; Pulicidae. The record is from RefSeq and is a predicted model, not a curated record. Gene Ontology annotation, molecular function: tubulin binding. The transcript is spliced from 3 exons. Gene Ontology annotation, biological process: microtubule polymerization; positive regulation of protein polymerization; microtubule bundle formation.